Leptopilina boulardi is the source of this 521-nucleotide messenger RNA. RefSeq names its product NADH dehydrogenase [ubiquinone] iron-sulfur protein 6, mitochondrial (gene ND-13A). The transcript is spliced from 3 exons. The record is from RefSeq and is a predicted model, not a curated record. Gene Ontology annotation, biological process: mitochondrial electron transport, NADH to ubiquinone. Lineage: Eukaryota; Metazoa; Arthropoda; Insecta; Hymenoptera; Figitidae. Bases 33 to 419 code for a protein of 128 amino acids.
AAUCAGAUGUAAUGACAUAUUGUAAAUAAAAAAUGGCGACUAAAAGAGCCAUUUGUUUGGUAAAAGAUGUAAAUAAAUUGCAAUCAGUUAUCAAUAAAUCAUUUUUGUCUGUAAUAAGUCGUGAAUAUUCCUCUAAUAAACCCGAAGAUGUUGUAACUCACACUGGACAGAAAUUUGAUGCUGAUGAUUAUCGAAUGGUGAGAUUCACUGGAUUGGAGGGAAAAGAAAUAAAUAAUAAAUGGGCGAUAAAAUUAAUUGAAGAUGUUCCCCCAAUGGCACGAGAAGAUCGUAUUGUUGCCUGUGACGGAGGUGGUGGUCCAUUGGGACAUCCUAAAGUUUACAUAAAUUUGGAUAAGCCAGGAAAUCACAGCUGUGGUUAUUGUGGACUUCGAUUUUACAAAGAAGAUCAUCAUCAUUGAUCAAUUUGUCAAUGGUAGUUAAUAUUUGUAAUAUAUUAUGUAUUUAAAUAUCUAUUCAAUGAAAAUGUAUAAUCUUUAACUAAAUAAAUUAAUUGAUUCAAA